Molecule: messenger RNA, 2066 nt
Organism: Rhinichthys klamathensis goyatoka
Lineage: Eukaryota; Metazoa; Chordata; Actinopteri; Cypriniformes; Leuciscidae
Product: aldehyde dehydrogenase, mitochondrial-like
Exons: 13
Coding region: 60-1610 (516 amino acids)
Molecular function (GO): aldehyde dehydrogenase (NAD+) activity
Source: RefSeq, a predicted model, not a curated record
GAAGCGAACGCGUUUCUGAAGUUCGAGUUCAUCAUCAGUUCAAGGCAAGCGAGUCGAAAAUGCUGCGCACGGUUUGUUCCCGAACUUUUCCACAAGUUUUUCGUAUCUCAGCAUGUCAGCAUUCAACGAUUCCUGCACCGAACAUUCACCCAGACGUUCACUACAACAAGAUUUUCAUUAACAAUGAGUGGCACGACGCAGAAAGCAAGAGAACCUUUCCGACCAUCAAUCCUGCUACUGGUGAAGUUAUCUGCCAAGUCGCAGAGGGGGAUAAGGCGGACGUGGAAAAAGCGGUCCAGGCUGCCAAACAUGCCUUUAAGCUGGGCUCUCCCUGGAGACGCAUGGAUGCGUCGGACCGCGGGCUGCUCUUGAGCCGAUUAGCAGACUGCAUAGAGAGAGAUUCUGCCUAUUUAGCUGAGCUAGAGACUCUUGACAAUGGGAAACCGUAUGCGGUCUCCUACAGCGUGGACGUGCCCAUGGUGGUCAAAUGCUUGAGGUAUUAUGCUGGCUGGGCAGACAAAUGGGAAGGGAAGACCAUUCCAAUUGAUGGUGAUUACUUUUGCUACACAAGGCAUGAGCCUGUAGGAGUGUGUGGCCAAAUUAUCCCUUGGAACUUCCCUCUGUUGAUGCAGGCCUGGAAGCUCGGCCCGGCUCUGGCUACGGGGAACACGGUGGUGAUGAAGGUGGCGGAGCAAACGCCACUCACUGCCCUUUAUAUCGCCAGCCUGAUCAAGGAGGUGGGUUUCCCAGCUGGUGUUGUCAACAUUAUCCCAGGAAUGGGUCCCACAGCCGGAGCAGCCAUUGCUUCUCACAUGGACGUAGACAAAAUAGCAUUCACUGGCUCCACGGACGUAGGUCACCUCAUCCAGCGAGCCUCAAGUACCAGUAAUCUGAAGAAGGUCACACUGGAGCUGGGCGGAAAGAGUCCAAACAUCAUUUUAUCAGAUGCUAAUAUGGAAGAGGCAGUGGAGCAGUCCCAUUUCGCCCUGUUCUUCAACCAAGGCCAGUGCUGUUGUGCAGGCUCUCGCACAUACGUACAGGAGAGCAUCUACAAUGAGUUUGUUGAGCGAAGUGUGGAGAGAGCUAAGAAGAGGGUCGUGGGAGACCCUUUCGACUUGAAGACUGAGCAGGGCCCACAGGUCGAUGAGGAACAGUUCCAGAAGAUUCUUGGCUACAUCAGCAGUGGGAAGCGCGAGGGAGCCAAGCUCAUGUGUGGCGGGGGGGCGGCAGGUGAUCGCGGUUACUUCAUCCAGCCCACUAUCUUCGGGGAUGUUAAGGAUGACAUGACAAUUGCUCGGGAGGAGAUCUUUGGCCCUGUAAUGCAAAUUCUGAAGUUUAAAUCUCUAGAAGAAGUGGUUGAGAGAGCCAACGACAGCAAAUAUGGCCUUGCAGCGGCUGUCUUUACCCAAAACAUUGAAAAGGCCCAUUACAUAUCCAAUGGCCUGCGUGCUGGCACUGUGUGGAUUAAUUGCUAUGACGUGUUCGGAGCGCAGGCUCCCUUCGGAGGCUACAAGGCCUCAGGGAUUGGUCGUGAGUUGGGACAGUACGGACUUGACAACUACACCGAGGUCAAAACGGUUACAAUUAAGGUUCCUCAGAAAAAUUCAUAAAUGGAGAAAUUCAUUUAGAGAAGCCGUCAUCUAACGAUUAGAGUUGUGCCAGACAUUAUUGAAAUGAACAUUACUCUUUAAAUCUAUUUCAUUAAAUCAAAUAAUGUCUUAAUGUGUACUGGGGGAAAAAAAAAAAUAUAUAUAUAUAUAUAUAUAUAUAUAUAUACACGAUUAGUACAUAAAAAAUAAAGUUCUAACAGUGAUAAGUUACAGAAGUUAUUAUGAUUAUCCACCUGAAAAAAGGAGAGAAAAUCUGUAUUGGGCUGAUUUUAUUCUGUUUAAUUCAAGCAUCAUAUAGACAGCAUAAUCUGAUUUUGUGUAAUAAAUGGUCCAAUUCUUUUCUUUUUUUCAUUUUUCUUUAUUCAUUUAUUCUUAAUUUGCAUAGAUAUUUGUCCUUUUCUGAUUAUAUUUUUUGUAAUAACAUGCAGAAGAAAAUAAAUGAAUAUCAAACAGUAA